GCCACCCUACCCUAACUCAAAAUAACCGGUGAGGGCAGGGUUCGGAUCCAGCGCCGUGGGAACCCAGUGCCUAAGUAUGGUGCCAAGCAUAGUUCAAGCUCAAUCAAUGAACGUCUGUUGAAUGAACGAGCGAGCGAACAGAACCCGUCCUUCCCUCAGCUUUUUGGAACAUCAGCGAGUGAAGAAGCAAAGAUUGAAAAGGCCGCCAACGCCGCUUCCCCAUCCCAACCCGGGUCCCAAUGCCUCCAGCAGCCUCCUUUCUCUAAGGUCUCUCCUUCUCCAACCCGCGUCCCCGCCCCUGGUUGCCUUGGAAACAGUGACGUAUGCGCGAGGGGCGUGACCUUUCCCCAACUUCUCCUGGAGACCCAGGCCCGUUUUUAUCCCAACCUGGGUAGAGGGUGAGGUUAGGGGUUCUCUACCCUGCCAUCCUCACGGCCGGGCCUGGAGCUAACCCCACCCACCUGGCCUCCCCCUUCUGGUGCGAGGCUUGCCCGAUUUAGGGCACCCCAUCCGCAGCCCACCCAGCAUCGGUGAGCUGGCGGGGGUCCAGAGAAAGCCGGCUUCAGCCCCUAGGAUCCGUCUCCAUCCCUUCACCCCGAUGGGCCGAUGGAUCUCGAGAACCAAGGCCCAGCGCUCAGUCCAGGCCGGUUUCUUCCCGGAAAGCCCUCGGGCUUGCUAUGCGUCCUGCGGGUGGGCUGGAAGGGUGGGACCCCAGGGCGCGCGGGUGCCGCGGAGCACGGGCGAGGAGGAGUUAAACAAGGUGUCGGCGCCGGGCGCGGCGGGAGCGGGGGAAGGGAGCGAAGGGAAAGUGAGAGCGGGGGCGGAGGAGGGGCGGGGGGACCGGAGCGAAAGAACAUCCUGUGCCCGCCGCCGGAUGCGCGCGGGGGGGCGGGGGAAGGCGGAGAGGUAGUCGGGGGAGGGAGGACCAGAUGGGGGGAAGCCCGGGGCGGGGAAAGGCGCGGCCUCCGCCCCCGACCCGGUCCUCGUCCUUACGAGGUGCCGCUCCCUCCGCUCCCCGGACUUUUGCCGCCUUUCUUCCAGUCCCCGCGCCUACGUCGGCGUAAGGAGCUACCAAGAGGCCCCCGAAUCCGGUCCUGGCCCGGGGCCUCUGCUUGUACUAAUGAUGACAUCGCAUUGGUGGGCUCCAUGCUGGAUGACAAGGACAACAGUGUCAAAAUCCAAGCUCUGAACACGCUUAAAGCUUUCUCUGGCAUCAGAAAAUUUAGGCUCAAAAUCCAGCUCCCUAGUGGACAUGGGAGAACUCCCCCUGGGCUAUGUAAGCAGCAGUGGAAUGGCUGGAUGACAGGUAUGCCCAACUUUUCAAGCAGGGUUGUACCCAUUCACACCCUCUACCAACCCUGCAUGAGUGUUCCUGGUGUAUCACCUCUUUCCCAGCAUUUCGUAUUUUCACACUUUCAAUUUCUUGCAUCACACCUUUUUUGGGGAAAAAGAGGGUGUCUUGGUCUCCACUUGCUGGCUGCCUCUACCUCAUCCUCGGUAAUCUCAGUUGUCCUAAGGCUAUGAUUCUCAAGCAGAUCAGAAUUGCCUGGAGAGCUAGUUAAAAAUGAACAUUUCAAGGCCCCACACUCAGAGAAUCCAGUUCAACAGGAGAGCUGUUUUUCACAAGCCUCCCCUUGCCCAGAAGAUUCUGAUGCAGGUGGCCUGGGCACCAUUGUUCCUUCUUUCUGCAGUCUGUAUCCUGAGGACCUGACCCUGUUCUCCCCUCUCUGGGGGGAAAGCGGCCACUCCCUGGCCUCAGCUUUCAUGGGUUCUCCUGUGUCUCUGUCUGCAGCCUGGGGUCUCCCUUGACCUCCAGACCCUGGGCCAGCUGCUCCACUCAGACAAACUAGUGGCCCUCUAACCACACAGGUCUGAAAUGGAGCUCGCCUCAUCCCCUGAGUCAGACCACCCUCUUCAGAGGGAUCUGAUUGCAUCGGCCCCUGCUUGGUCUUCCUCAAGGCUCAUCAGAAAGUGCGCCCUCAGCUUCACCUCCUUGCCCCAACCCCAGCCGCUGACCUUGUCGGUUUCAUGCUCUCUCCCCUCCCCAGCCCUUAUACUUGCAGUUCCCUCUGACUGAAACCCCACCUCAGACAUGCUAACUCCUACCAGUGCUUCAGGUCUCAGCAGACAGUGAGGGGCGAGGGCAGGGAGGAGCAGGGUGCCAAUGGGGAUGCUGUGUUCCCUACUCCAGGACCUGUGCUUCCUUCUUACGUGGCUCACAGGGGUACAGCUUGUAAGGGUACCUGCCUUUGGUAAUACCUUUUGGCCCAAGUAUCUUGCAUCUUAGAAGCCAAGGUCCUUUUAUUCAUUCAACAAAUGUUUAUCAAUUGAGCACUUACUUUGUGCCACAGCUCUGUGCUAGGCACUGGAGCUACAGCAGUGAACAGAACAGGAAAGAUCCCUGUCCCAGUAGAGCUUAUAUUCUGCUUAUAUUUAGCAGAGCAAGGCAGGCAAUUACAUAAAUAAGUAAAAUAUAGAGCAUGUUUCAUGUGGUAAGUGUUAUGGAGAAAAAUAAAGAAGGGUGGUAAGGAAGGCUGGUGUGGGCGUGGUGUUGCACUUUCAAAGGAGAAAAUCUCUGGGACUAGGGCUUGAUGAAGAGUCAUAGAAAUAACACCAAAAGCACAAACUAUGAAAGAAAAAAAUUGAUAAAUUGGAAUUCAUCAAAAUUAUAAAAAAAUUGGUUUUGUGAAAGACCCUGUUAAAAGGAUGAAAAGACAAUCUUCAGACUGGAAGAAAAUAUUUGCAAACCACAUAUGUGUCACAUAUCUGACAAGGUACUCACAGCUAGAUUAUAUAAAGAGCUCUCAAAACUCAAUAUGAAAAAAAAAUCCAACUCGAAACGGGCAGAAGACAUGGAAAUGUUUCACUGAACAGGAUAUACGAAAUGCAAAUAAGCACAUGAAAAAGUAUUUAGCGUCACUAGCCAUUAAGGAAAUGCAAAUUAAGACCACAAUGAAAUAUUACUAUCCACCUAUUAGAUGAUUUAAACUCCAAAUUAGUGACAAUACCAAGUGCUGGUGAAGAUACAGAGAAACCAGAUCUCUCAUAUGUUGCCAGUGGGAAUGUAGAACUGUACAGCAGCCACUCUGCAAAAUAGUUUAGCACUUAAAAAAAAAAAGAUCUCUACAUUUACCAUACAAACCAGAAGUUGCAUUCCUGGGCAUUUAUCCUGGAGAAAUAAACAACUUAACAUCUGUAUACAAUUGUUCAUAGCAAUUUCAUUUGUAAUAGUCAAAAACUGGAAACCACCAAAAUGUCUCUCAACUGAUAGAUGAUUAAGCAAACUGGGGUCAUCCUCAUCAUGGAACACUACUCAGUGAUAAAAGGGAGAGAACCUUUGAUAUACAACAACUUGGAUGGAUCUCAAGGGCAUUAUACUGAGUGAAAAAAAAAAUCUCAGAAGGUCACAAAGUAUGAUUCUGUUUAUAUAACAUUCUCAAAAUGACAAAACUAUAGAGGUGGAAAACAGGUUGGUUGUUGCCACUGGUUGGGGCUGGUUUUGGUGGGGAGGGGUAAGCAUGAGUAACAAGGGAGCCCCACAAGGGAGAUCUGUGGUGGUGGAGCAGUUCUGAUGGAAUACUCUGCUGACUGCAGUGGUGGUUACACGAAUCUACAUACAUGAUAAGAUGACACAGAGUUCUAUAUACACAUUGUACUAAUACCAUUUUCCUAGUUUUGAUAUUAUACUACAAUCAUGUAAGAUGUAACCAUUGAGGGAAACUGGGUGGUGGGCACAUGGAACCUCUUCUACUAUUUUUGCAACUUCCCAUGAAUUUAUAGUUAUUUGAAAAUAAAAUGUUUAAAAAC
Molecule: messenger RNA, 3807 nt
Organism: Vicugna pacos (alpaca)
Lineage: Eukaryota; Metazoa; Chordata; Mammalia; Artiodactyla; Camelidae
Source: RefSeq, a predicted model, not a curated record